AUGGAGAAACUUGAACAUCGGCCAGAUAAUUCUUUUGUCAAUGUUCGAAUCACCCUUGUUGUUAUUGCCAUCGUCUCGUUUCCCUUCAACAUCAUUGGCAUUCUCAUCGCAAAUGCCCAGACUGCGUCGAUCAACCAGCUAGUAGCUCUUAGCUGCUCUGGCCUGUCAUCUAUUUUAUUGCUCUAUCGGUACCGGCAAGACCCAGCAUCGUCAAAAUCUAUCGCUGGUGUGAAAGUCAUCAUCACCGACCUUUUCUUCGCAAUAUACCUCACAGUGAUAUACUUGACUAUGCUCAUUGUUUCCGGGGCCGUGGGCAAGCAUGUGGUCUGUGUGUAUGGCAAUCUAGCAUGUCUUGUCUCAGGUCUUUUCCAUGCAUAUGCGGUCGUACGAGCUGCUCUAGACCGAUACAAGGCUUAUUUAGCCCGUAUGUCCCAGCCCAAGAGCGUCGCCUUCUGUCCCGCCUGCUCCUGCAAGUCGGUUUAUCAUAUCAUGGAUGGAGAUCAGGAGACGGGUGUGGCUGUUCUUAAAAUGUCGCCAGGGCUCAUCGAUGCCGAGAGUGAGCCUCUCAUGGGCGGUGAUAGUGCUCCGUUCCGAGCUUCUGAGGACACUGCGGUCAGUCUAGGGAGUGAGGUUACUGUAGAGACAUUUGAUGGGUCUUCGGAGACAGGACGGACAAAGUGA
This is a messenger RNA of Aspergillus lentulus, 681 nucleotides long. RefSeq lists its product as uncharacterized. Lineage: Eukaryota; Fungi; Ascomycota; Eurotiomycetes; Eurotiales; Aspergillaceae. The record is from RefSeq and is a predicted model, not a curated record.